GUUUUCCUUACAGCCUGUCUUAUAAAACGCGUUUCAACUUUUGAGAGGACACCAUGUACUCUUUGACGUUAUCACAGUGUUUCACCUUAGUUUUGUCAAUGUAACAAGUAAAACAAGUAGUCACAAAACUUUCCUGUUUAAACAUGAAAUGUCAUUGGUCAAUUUUAAAAUAACCAAUAAUCCAUCUAAUAUUUUUGAUUUGAUAUGUAACUUUUAUUUACCCAUUUUACAACGCAUUUUCAAGAACAUUACUGAGUGGUGAACUAUAACUGGGUGGGAAAUAAUCAAAAAUCAUUCUUAAGGACAUUAGUCUAAGGAAAAGUGAACUUUGUGCUUACGGUCAUUUCUGCAGAAAGUAUUUUAUUGACAUUAAUUUCUGUACUUCUAUAAAAUAUCCUGAUCAUCUUUAGGUGCAUGACAUAUUAUUAUUCAGGAAAUUAUACUUUAAUUUACAAUCGUUAGUUUAGGCAAAAAUAAAGUAGACAGAUUAAGAAUAUUCAAUGCUUGAAUCUCCAUACCGUUCAACUCAAGGUCGUAAAGCUGUUCGUACGUUAACUACCCCACUAAGUUUUAAUAAUUCUGAAAAUAUAUGUGCCACAAAUAAAAACCUAUUGCGAUACUGUUUGGAUUCACCAACUACAACAUCUCAACCAAAUCUAAAUGGUCGAGUAUCGAGGUCAGAUACAAGCUCUAGUAAUGAUCAUAUUGGUCGUAAAUUAUCUGUAAAUGGAAUACAUGAAUUUAGAGACCGAUCCCUUCCUGGUACAAUUUCAAAACAAGAAGUCCAUUCGGUAUAUAGUUUACAUCAACAUCGUAAAAACACAUAUAUUCGAAUUCAAGAUCCUAUAAAUAGUGAAAAUCGAUCACCAUCAAGGCAAACACGAAGAAAAGAAGUUAUACGUUGUUGGAGUCGAGAAAGAGUUACAAGAAGUGAAACUAUUUUAAGUAUACGUCGACCUUCAUCAAAACAAACUGAACAAAAUAUAGAAAGUAAUAAUUUAUGCAAAUCUCGACUUACUGCUUCUACAUCGACCUUUAAUACUUCUAUUUUCUUACCGAUUAUAAAUAAAAGUGAAAGUUUUUCAUCACUACCAACUACAAUACGUCAUAUUCCAAUUCAAUUAGCUGAUAAUCAUCUAACUGAUAUACAACCAAUAAUUAAUGAUACAUUAAAAUCAAUUCCAAUUUCUAAUCAAUUUUCUGGAAUUAAAAAACAAAUUUCAAAUAAACUACAAAAUCUUACUUUCUCUCCUAUUGAAUAUUCAGAGUAUGUAGACAAUUCCACACAAAUAUUAAAUAAUCUUGAAUCUUCAAUUGAACAAAAUUCAAUUUUUACAGAAAAUCUACCGUCAACCACAAAAAUUAAUCAUGAAAAUGAUGAUAUGAAUAAUCAAAAUGUUGAAUUAAAUGAGAUCAUUAAAAGACAAAUUAAUAAAUUUCAUAAUGAUAGUACAGUGAUGCAAAUUAAUGAAACUACAAUAGAUUCACUUCCUUCUUGUAAUAAUAAUAAUAGCAGUAAUAGUAAUCAUGAUAAUGUUAACAAAUAUAAUGGUAAUAAUGGUGAUGAUGAUGAUGAUGAUGAUGAUGAAGACAGUUCAACUAGUCGUUAUAGUACUGCAGAAUCAUCACCAUGUGAAGACUUUGAACCAAAUCUUAAUAAAACUAAUCAAAUAAACAAUCAUAAUAUUGAUAAACAAAAUAACAAAAUAAUUGGAGAAAAAAUUGAUGAACUAAAACAAAAUAAAAAUAUAAAAGAAAAAUUAACAAAUUCAACAAUGAAUAAUCAAAGUGUAGCGUUAGAAUUUCGAACAAUUGUUCAACGAGAUGAAUAUGGUUAUGGAUUUCGAGUUUGUGGAAAUAAACCAGUAUCGGUACAUAAUGUUCGGAAAGAUGGUAAUGCAGAGAAAGCUGGUCUCAAAGCUGGAGAUCAAAUUAUUGAAGUGAAUGGUAUUUCGGCCAUUGAUCUGAAUCAUGAAGAUGUCGUUGAGCAGAUUCGCUCGCGAAACCAAGUCUCUUUACGACUCAAGAGAUUACGUUAUCAAGUGGUUGAUGGCUUAACUGGAUAUCGAGUAGGCUCUAUGAGAAACUUAACCUGUAAUGAAGCUCCAAUUUUGAGAUCACAACAACGUCAUCAUUACCAAAAACGUCGAUCAGUUCGAGAGUCUUCAUCAACAGGAAAUACAGCGUCUGCCGUAGUUAAACGAAGACCUCGUCUUGGGACGCAGACAUUCAAAAUAGCUCGAAGUUGUUCACCCCCUCCAUUAGCGCCAGUCGGUUCAAUGAAUGAUUCAAUAGGUCCACAUACAGAUGAAGAUAUUGAUUGGAGAAAAGAAGACGAGCCGUAUAAUCCAAAACGUGUAAUCGAAGUCAAGAAUAACCAAUUACACUACUUAGACACAAAUCCACAACAAAAAUUCCAUUUCAAAGCUGUGAAAGUUGUUGAUUGAGUGCGGUUCCAUGUCAUUAUUCAUUCAAUGUCAUCUUCUGACGGCUUAACGUUCGAAGUUUGUACUCAUUAACCACAGAAAAUAUACCCUCUUUGAAAGAGAAGUUAAUUAAAGUACUGUAUGGGUUUGUUAUAUUAGUUUCAGAUUUCUCAACAAUGUACAAUUAUGAUAUUACGUGACGAUUAACCAUGAAACCUAAUUUCUUGUGAUGAGCACGUUGUUAUUGAGCCGCUGGCUAAGAAUCGAAUGAUACAUAUAUUUAGACUGUAGUCAACUUGGAAUAUAGUGCGAUUCCCACACACUGUCACUAAUAAAUAACUGCCGUGAUCUAUGGAACCACUUAUUUGAAUACUAAUCAAGAUCGAGAAAUUUUCAUGAGAAGUCGUUACAUGUGAAGUAAAACAAGUCAUGGAAAUGUAAUUUAUUGGAUUACGAUCAGAGGAUUAAGAACGAUAACUGACUUAGUAAUUAGUGAUGGACUAGCUGGAGUUCAUUUUGAUCUCUACUUUUCUUUGCCGCAAUUAGGUUUCUUGAAGUAAAUAUCUUCUAACUCAUUAAAAUACUUUUUACCUUGUCUGAUACAUAGUUUGUGGGGCAAGUUCCUUUUACCUAAUUCUAUCACUUUAAGAGAUUAAAAUCUUCGGACUUAUAAUACAAACAUCAUGAAGUCAGUGUGAAAGGUAUACGUUUUCAGAUGAGUACUCUAAAACUAUCAAAGGUGACGACUGCAAAUAUAGCAAAUCAGAAAAUUCAUUAAUUACCUAAAGUUCUGAUGCUUUCAUUUCUGCUAGCUACAGAUUGGAGCCGACAAUGAAACUGACACGAACCAUACUUCAGAGACUAGCGCCUUAGUUCACGAAACAUUUCCAAAAAUAGAUUUGAUGAAUGACAACACAUAUCUACAAUCUAACCUUGUAAACGUGCCAACCAAUGAAGGUAUAGAAACAAGUAAGAAUUUAGCCAGUAAAAACUGGAUUCUUUAACCUUGAAAUAUGAGUGGUCGUAAAAUAUUGGCCGCUCAGUUCAAAAAAUUGUCUGAAUGUAAUUACUUGGAUAAUUCCAGGAGGUUUAUCUUGAGUCUCUCUAGGUAGAUAUAAGUGCGUGGAUUUAUAUGCCGUUUGGGAUAUUUAUUAUUUACAUAAAAAAUUAUCAACCUGGUUGGUAUAACCAAGCUAACGCGGUCAAAUCGCCGCAAAACUACUAACUUAGAACCUAACCCCAGUUUGUCUCCCCAAACACCUCCAACCAAUGCAGCUAGCUUACCUCCCACAUCCAGGAUGGUUCGACCUCGUUCUAGUAUUGGUCCCAGUGAUCAUACCAGUAAAGAAAGACCUGUUAGUUCAGGACCUGAUAUGUUUGGCCUCUUCAAAAGGGGCUCAGUCAAGGACGUAAAUCAUCCAGAAUGUCUGAGGGAGGAAGAUAGUUCUAUGGAUGGAUCAUCUCGUGAUACUACAUCUGCGAAUAAUAAGAAUAACAGUAAUGGGAGUGGUAGUACUAGCAGUUGUAGUUCUAAGUCGUUAUCUCGAAUGUCUUUCCCUGGUCAUUAUAAAUCUAAUGGUACAUCAAAUAAGAAAACUACCGGUAAUCUCAAGGAUCAGUCAACGUUUUCUAGUAGUACACCACCUCUUGGUCGUGUUAUGGGUAGGAAUUUCGACGAUGAAGGUGAAAGUGAUCUUAGCAUUGCAAAUGAUCUUGCUCACUUAUCAUCAGAAUUCGACAGUGCAACGUCAGUAAUGAAUAGUCCGGCUAAGUGUGCUAUGUUUAUCGAUUACUUGUUUUCUCAUAAACGAGAUCCUACAUGGACGCUUUUCCACAUUGUCAACCAAUACUUUCAACGAUCAAUGGCUUCGUCAAAAGAAUUAUUUAAAGAUGAAAAACGUGUUUGUCUGGAGAUAUUUACAACGUUUCUACAUGAAAAGUCUCCGUUGCGUUUAGAUGUACGAACUCCAGUUGUGUUGAAGUCAUUUGAUUUUAAUGAAUGCUCGAAAUUGUUCAAUGUUAUUGAUCAACAGUGUGUGAAUCAGAUUGAAGUACAAGUUUCCAAAUUAGCUGAGGCAAUUAAUCUAGGUAUGGAUACAUGGUGUCUUUCUGAGCCAAUUGAUUUCGUUCUGUUUCGUAAUAAAGAAGAAGAAUUAGCAUGUUUCGAAUCGCGUCUAAGUAGUUACCUUGAUGCAUUGCAUCAACUGUUUACCGGAAGUUGUACAGAUAAUCCAAUUGCUCUUAGCAUAUGUCGAUUGCCAAACACAUCUGGAUCAGUUACAUAUGAACAAAUUACUCAGGCGAUUACUACUUGUUUGGUUACAGCUCACCGGUAUUAUUCCAUGUCUCAGAUAUCAAGUGCAGAUUAUCCUGAAACUAGAGAUUCUGGACAUUCUAUUAGACAUAGUCUUUUUGCAAGGUCUUUUGAAAAUUUAACUACAUCCGCAUUGGGUUUAGGUAGUGUAUCAGGUAGCAUUGGAAGUGGGCUGUCAUCUGCUGGUUCACAUUUAUGGACAAAAUUAACUCCAUAUUGUGCUAAAUCAAAACAAAAAUCACAUUCUUUGCUCAAUCGUAAAAGUAAAUGGUCUCACAAAGGUCAUUUAUUUUAUGAAUACACGUACGAACGUAUUGUUGAUUGUGGUGUAUGUGGAUUUUUAUUAUGGGGACUCAAUUCACAAGGUUUCAAUUGUAAUAAUUGUGAUCUAUUUAUACACUUAAAAUGUAAAAAUGGUAUUCGAGAUCAUUGUAGUAGAGAAGGACGUAGAACAACUGGCGUCACGUCUGCAAAUGUUUUAGGCGGUAUACUUGGUAGUAUACCAAAUCUCACAAUUGAUACACAUGUUCCAGGUAACACACCGAACCAAACGAAUGAAUCAUGCAAUAAAGUUCCCUUAAAUCCCAGUCAAAUUGGUUCGAGUGAUUUUAUCCAUCACGGCAAGUUGUUUAUAAUUUUUAUAGGUGUUGUGGCUUUUUUUCUCCGUUUGGUUGAUUGGAAAAUUUAAUGGGAACAUUCACCAAAGUAAUACUAACUGAUUUUAUCAUUGAAUUUAGUGUCAUAUUCACUUAACUUAAUAGUUCAACAUUAUGUUGAACAGUGUAUCUCAAACAGUUCGAAGUAUUCUGAAUGUUACCAUGGAGUUGCAUAACAAAACAGAAUUACAAACUUACGAGAGUCAUUUGGGUAUUUUGGGCAUCAGCAGUUUGGAAGUAAAUUAUCUUAAUUCCAGAGAGAGUAUACACUUCUUGGAUUUGUUCUUUGCAGGUCUAUUAUUCUGUUGAGUACCAACAGAAAGCGGAACGUAAAAAAUGAAUUUAAGGAUAAUUUUCUUCCGUUUUUUACGCGACACUUCUCAAUUUUGUUGAUUCUGUUCAUAUGUGUUAUACCAUUACAACGUGUAGUGUGUUACCAACAAAUCUAGAUAAGAAGAUUAAUGAAAGAUACAGAUUUAGUUACAAUUAUCCAUAGUUUCGUACAGUGUUCUCAGUUGUGAAGCAUAAUGUAAAGAUACACAAUCUCUAUCGAGGAAAGCUUCUAUACAGACUUGGUUUUCUCAUUUUAUUCAGGGAGAAGAGAAUAAGUGAAUCGAAACACUUUUAUCCAUUGUAUUGUGUUUGGAUUUGCAAAUAACUAACGUAAUACAUUAACGUAUCACUUAUCAUGGACUCAAAAGGGUAACAAAGUGUUUUGUUGAUAUUAUCCACUGUUUGACGUCAUAGCCUAACACUUCAAUAUACUGUGUUACAGAUCCAUAGAAUAAUUGUGAUUUCUAACUAUUAAUUCUUGUCGACUAAUUAUGAUAUAUCGUCCAUAGUAAUCAUUCAUUUUCUGUUUGAAGCCUCUUUAACUUGUUACUGAUUUCCUAAGUUAAAUUUUACUUUGUUAUCAUAUCAUAUGAUAUUCACUAUAUUUUUAUGUUUAUUAAUUAAAAUUUCUUUUUUAUUCUGUUUUCUCUUUGCAUUCUUUUCUUCAUCAUAAUUAAAAUUGAUUCGUGCACUAAUGAUUAACAACGCCUGCUAUAAUAUAAAUGCGUAUUGUCACUAAUUAAUAAUACUAAAUUACAGGUUGUUCUAUUCAUCGACGUUGUGAUUCUGAUACACGUCAUAAACAAAAGAAAGCUAAUACAUUAAAAGAUUUUCACCUCUUACCCUCAUUUCUUCAUCGUAACAACAAUGCUAACUCAGUUGAUAAUCCACUCGACGCUGUUGCAUCACUAGACGAGACAAUUAAUUCAUCUUGUCAAGAUAGUACUUAUAGUUCUGGGUUGAAUGAAACUUCUUCAAUAUCAGGUAAUGGGGGUGGUGACACAUCUAUCAACUUUCCUUCACCAGGAUUAUCUAAACGUGAUUCCAUUUCAUCAAUGUCAGUUGGAUCCACAUGUCAAACUCCUGUGGAUUCUUAUUUACAAUCUGGUAUUGGUCAAACAGACAAAAUUAAAUCGAAUGGAGAGGAAUGUGGGAUUAUGGGCAAUGAUUCGCGUAGGUUGAAAAUCUAGUAGUUUUUUAUCACUUUAAAUGUAAAGUGUGUAGAAGUUAAUAGAGUAAAUCCCAAUUAUCAUACAUAUUUAUUAUAGUAAGUAGUUUUAUUGAACUGAUUUAAAUACAAACUCAAAAGGUCCCAUUUUUCUAAGUUAUUUGUAAUUCUUCCUUCCUUUUCAUAUUGAUUCUUCUUUCCGUAUAGUUUGUGUAUUAUGAUCGAUCGAAGCUCAUUCACUAGAUAUGAUGUUUUAUGUCUAUCAUGCCUCCUGUUUACCAUUCAGAUACAAAUACUUCCAGUAACUCUUAAACAGUGUUGCUUUAUCAUUCGUUGAAUAUUUCAGAUACUUCAAAAUUUUCCAUUUUAUGGUAAAUAAUACAAAUUUAUUUAUUAUUUAGUGAUCUCGGUUUUCUGUUCUGAUUCACUUUAAUGUUAUUUAAGAUUGUUUGAAAUAGAUAAUAAUUGGACGGAUAAAUUGAGGAUUUCUCUUCUUAAAUAUUUAACCAGUCUGUGCAUUUAAUUCCUCUGUUUCAUUCGUUAAUCACAACUUUCUAUUAUUCUGUUUUUGUUGGGUCCUACGUUUAGCUUAAUGAUUUUCCACUCUUUUGCUUUUCACCUUAAUUGUCAACUUGGACUGAAUGCCUUUGUACCGAAUCUUGCGCUGUCUAUCUCUUAAACUUUACGAGAGUUGAUGGUUUUCCACCUUUUUCUUUGUCAGUGGUUAUCAACUAAAUAAUUAUAUAUUUCAUUUGUUUCACCUUUUCUCCUCUCUCUCUGGGUUAUGUUUCGGUUAAAAUUUGAGUGUAGUUCCUCAUAGAGUUGGAUAACAAAAUCCAGUUUUUUACACUAAUAUAAUGUUUAUGCAUGACGAUCUGUAAUUUUGAACUCGUUCUAAUAAUUACUUAAAUUUUCUUGACUGAGUUUGUGAGCUUUUUGAGGUACAUGGUAUAUAUAUAACUUCACCGUACACUUUCUCACUGUUUCUUUAUCUGACACUGAUUUGUAAUAAAAAGUAUCUUCAAUAAGAUUUUGAGUAAACCAUCUUCGGUAAUUACCUUGUUUCUUUAUUAUAUUUUUGGUGUGUGUAAAAGUUUUACACUAUAAAACAAUUUUUUAAAGGGGGAGAUAUGACAGUAGUUCAAACAAAGACGAAAUCAUAAUGAAUAAUAAUUUGUUCAUACAUUUUUUUAUUAAUGAUUAUUUAGUCUGAACGAUAAAGUCAGUUUUUAAAAUAAGUGGUAAUAAUUCGCAAUUUGAAAAAUAACCCUAACAGUUUUUUCUCAUGAAAUAUUAUUCCUUGUAGUAUCUAAUCAAUUUAUUUGUUUGACCACAUAAAUAUUGAUACAAAGGGGCACUGAAUACAUAUGCGCCACACAGGUCACUUGGUUUGUUUGUGGACUAUGAUACUGCCCAGGUGCCUAGAUCGAAUCAGAUGAAUUUCUUAGGGGUCACACCAGGAGCCUCUGACCUUAAGGUCUGAUCCAAAAGGCAGUGGAGCAACGUUAGGAGAUGCAGUCCCAUGGUAUCCGGUGACCAAUAAUUGAUACAUACGCCGUUUAUUCCCUCAGUAUCCUGGAGUCCAUGUGCACCAUCGGUUUGGAAUCAGGGUUUUCCAACUCCCUUAAAUGGAUUCUCCAUAUCCACCAUUCCGGUUAAAGCUCCGGACAUUCGCUUUUGACCCUCUCAAUUUCGUAAACCAUACCUCCGCUGCAGGAAGGCGGACUUUUGUGGUAGUGGCUGUAUACGCGUGACCAUGUGAGAGCAUUUCGAGAGGGAGAGCUAAAUUUCCCCACCCUCGGCUGUACCACGGCUUUAGGGGGUCCAAUCAAUGGAUAACAUUUGACUACAUUCAUCCAGCCAGUUAAGUGCAUGACAAGCAGUAUAAUACGUAGUUGUGUAUACUUUUCAAAAGUCCUGAAUCCUAGAGAAAAAUAACAAAGACAGGUCCAACACUGAACAAAAGUUUGACGAAAAUUAAUCUGUACUUUUUUAUAAUAUUGAGCACAUUCAUUCUCGUGAAAAAAUAAAAUAAAUAAAUUUACACAUUUGUUUUCAACCAUCUCUCAAAUUAUUAGCGUUCUAUGGGUGAAUCAAUACUGAAUUGAUGCUAAUAUAAUUAAAAUAACCCAUUGUGGCAUCGAAUUCCGCGAAGAAAAUUUUCUUUUCAAUAAAAUCAUUUACUUAAGCUGUACAUUCAUAUUUACAAUUGUGUGGUGAAUAUAUGUUUGUAAAAGUAUAGUUAAGAUUGUAUCAUAAAGUGAUUCGAGGCUCUGAAUAUCAAAUGAGGUUACGUUAUAAUUAGAGGUUUAAAGAAGAAUAGAAGGAUGAAAAUAAUUUACGGAUCAAAAUUAUGAAAUAUAAUUGUCCGUUUGACAGAUAUGAAGACAAAAUGAGAAACAUGAAAGCUGAAUAAUAAUCAUGGAAAAUUGUUAAAGUGUAAUAAUAACUAAUUACGGUUUAAAAUUACAAAAUGCUAAUUUAAGGAAAAACAAGACGAAAACACAUUACAGAAAGGAAUUAGGGUGAGAAGUUGGACGUAUCAUAUUUGCACGCAGAGUUCGGGCUUAAAUUGGUUGAUCGUCAACGCAGCGCAUAAGUUUUUGAUUCGUUUAUUAUUAUUUAUUUAUUUCAUCACAUAGAUAUUGGCACAAAGAGGCACCAAAUACAUAUGCGCCACAUAAAUCUCAUUUGAUAUGUGUGAGGGCUGUGAUAUUGCCCGGGUGCCGAAGCAGAUGGUUUUCUUAGGGGGCCACACCCGGAGCCUUCGACCUGAAGGUCUGACCCACAAGGCAGUGGAGCAUCGUGAGGAGAUGCAUUCCCAUGGAAGCCGGUGACCAACAAUUGGUUCAUACUCCAUUUGUUCCCUCAAGAUACCGGAGCCCAUGUGCACCGUUGGUUUGGAAUCCGGUUAAAGCGCCGGACAUUGGCUUUUCGUCCUCUCAUUUUCGUAAACAACACCCCCACCACGAGAAGGCAGUGAGUAGGACUUCCCUGGCAGAGGCUAUAUACGCGUGGCCAUGUGAGAGCAUUUCGAGAGGGAGAGCAGACUCUCCCCACUCUUGGCCGUACCAGGGCAUUUGGGACAACUGAUUGAUGUUAGACCACCAUUGGAAACCUGGAAGUACUGGACGGCCGUUUCAUCCGAUUGUGGGACUCCUCGACAGUGUGUAUUCACGAUCCCGCUCGCGGGAUUCGAACCCAGGGCCUAUCGGUCUCGCGCGCGAACGCUUAACCUGCUGGACCAUUGAUUCGACCUCCGUUCGAUCCAGUUCCUUUGAUUGUGUAGAUUAUGUUAAAGGAAAUUCCUUUCAAAGUGAUGUAUCCAGAGUUGCUUAGAUGCUUCCGUUAUGAACUGGUAACUGUUUGCAUUCUCCUUUUAAAAGCUUAUUAUAAACAUAUAUUUACCAUACAACUAUAAAUACGAAUGUACAGCUUGAGUAAAUGAUUUCAUCGGAAAGAAACUUUUCUUCGCUGAAUUCUCUUUAUUUUAAUUCAGAGAUGAUCAUGUCUAUACUUAACAUUGAAAGAGUAUCCUUUCAAUGAUGUACUUCCAAUACACAACCUUAGUAUAUAUAUAUAUAUAUAUAUUCAUUUAUUCUAUGAGAUGUGAUAAAGUCAAUUAAUUUUUUGUUUAUACUGUUUUUUUACUUUUCAAUUUGCACAUGGGCACACCUUCAUUUAAACGUGUUUAUACAUCUAUACUUUCUGUACCUAUCUACAAAAAAUAUCGUUUCGAUGGUAUUCGUGAUCUGGUUUUCGUACACGCUCACAUUAUUAUUGGCUAAUUUUUUCUCUACUAUCUGCCGCGUUUGUGGUGUUAUAUUCUUUAUUAUAAAAUGAUUAUCACGUAAUUACGGCUUUAUAAUCAUUCAUAUUUGUGGAAUUGCUGAUGAUAUUUUUGGUGUAUACGCGAACACACAUCAAUCUGUGCAUACUUACAUAAACUGUUUGUUAUUGCAUUUAACGUUGGCCAUUUUGAUCAUAAUUGUUCAUUAUCUUCUAUUUUUAUCAUUUAUAUUUUUUUAUUCGGUGUACUUCAUGCCAUAUUCCUGUUUACUUUCAUAAAUCUAACAUUUGUGUGCUCAAUUUUACUCUCUUUUUGUGUGUUUAACGGCUGUUGUGAUGUUUUUUAAUAUUUUUUUCAAAUAAUAAAAAUUGCACUUAAUCAUUCUACUGUGUUAUUUUCAUCUGAAGAUAUUAAAGUUCCAUUGGAUUCGAGAUCAUCAUCACGUCGUCGCUUAAGUAUAACAGUUAAACAAGGUUAAUUUUUUUUUAGUUUAUCUAUCCUCUGUUUCUCCUCAAAUGAUAUUGAAAUUAAUCAACUUAUUAUAAGUUUUAAAUUUUCGAUGUGUUAUCAUAAAAAAGUAAAUUAUUAAUGGGCUAUUAUUUUGAUGACUGUCCUAAUUGGAUUCUUUCUUCUGUUCUCCUUUCUUCAGUGUUCAUUCCAUUGAUUGUUAUUUGUCUUGUUUAUAGUGUAACUUGGAUUCAUUCUACGUCAAAUUAUUCAAAUGUUGGACUUUUAUGGACUAAAUUAAGUUUCGCUCCAUUUCAUUUCUUCAUGUUUGUUAGCUAGAGAUAAGGAAUGCUACACCUUGUUCGAGCUGUUUAUUUUAAUGAAUCAGAUUGCAUACAGGUUUUUGAUUAUUACUGUACACUGAAUUAAUACAUCAGUUAUAAUUAGACAAGUUGCCGAUAGUUGACCCAACGUUAUACAAAGAACAUAUCAUCUCCAUAGUACAGAUGUUGAUCAUUUGAAUUUUGACAAAUUAUCAUGUAUUUGUAGGUAUCAAUGCCAACGUUGAAUUUGAUAGUUUCAAAUAAAUUAAGCAUUAUGUAGGAAGCUAAUAAUAAAUAUAUUUUUUGUGGUCUUAUUUACUUUAUACGAUUUAAGCAUGUGUUAAUUUAAUUCGGCUAUUUAUUUACUUUGAAGAGGUGGCUUACAUUAAGUCGCGAAACUUCAGAAAAAUACAAUUUUACUACUCAUCGGGUUAUAACAACAAAAAAUAUAUUCAUUAUUGUUGAGUCGGCUUUCCGAGAACUGCAACGGAGCCGAAGAAUUCUAGCCAAUCAGAACAUGUGUACGACAUACAAAUCAAAUCCAUAAGGACAAAAGAACGAUGCAGACUCGAAAUAACCUGAAGGAGUUUCCGUUAGAGUUAAUCUUAGAUACACCAAUGCUAUAUAUGCUCUAGGACACCGAAAAGAAUCCUCGGACAAGGAAGACAACAAGAAUAAUGGGACGCCGCCGCAACCCAGUUGCCAACUACAAGUACAUCCUAGAAAGAAAUCUUAUUUGGGGGGUGUUGAGUCGGCUUUCCGAGAACUGCAACGAAGCCUCAAGAGGCCCUAAAGGAGCCGAAGAGUCCUAGCCAAUCAGAGCAUGAUGGAGCUUUCUAGAAUGUCAACGUGGCGUGCUACUAUUGGUCAGUAGCAUAAUAUUUCGUUUAGCGGGUUGUUCAAAAAUAUAAUGUUGAUUUAAGAAAUGUUAACAUCUAUAAAUACCCGUGUUUUUCUGUACAAAAAUGAACCUUUGGAGUAAAGUGCUUUUCGCUUAUUUUGCGCCUUUUCUCUCGAGUUCAGGUCGCUGCGUAGUUCUAGCUUGCGGGUUACCAGUAUAGCUUAGGAACCCAAUAAAGCGUUCAAAUUAACAAGACUUAUCAAUUAUCACUAUAUUUUUUUAUUUGCUUAUCAUCUCUUUUCUUAUCUAUUUUAAUUUAUAUACCUACAGUUGAAAUAUGUUGUGAGAAUAGCGAAAUAACUUUAUUAAAAGUAGAAAAACUCAAGAAUAUGUGCUCAUUUUGAGAGAUAUAUUUACAAGAGG
Schistosoma haematobium is the source of this 12721-nucleotide messenger RNA. RefSeq lists its product as uncharacterized. Gene Ontology annotation, cellular component: plasma membrane. Bases 501 to 2447 code for a protein of 648 amino acids. The record is from RefSeq and is a predicted model, not a curated record. The transcript has 18 exons. Gene Ontology annotation, molecular function: protein binding. Lineage: Eukaryota; Metazoa; Platyhelminthes; Trematoda; Strigeidida; Schistosomatidae.